AUAUCACGAAGUUAACACGGCGCCCAUCGUUCUUGGGUGAUUUCAUUCAGUUAGACGCUGGAGUCGCUGGAUUUAUUUAUCGUCUUAUAUACCUAGUAUUCAGCAACGAUGGUGCUUGAAAGGUUCCUCAUUAAAAGCUUCCGCGGAAUACCCAAGGAAAAGUGCAAUGAAACACUAUUGCGCAAAGUAGAACGCAAUGAAGAAUUGCGCCAACUACAACAACGCAAAGUGGCCAAGCACAUGGAAAGACGCAGCAAACGCCUAGCUGGCCUAAAGAAACGCGCAUUGUGCUACGCUAAGGAGUACCUUAGACGCGAACGCGAGUUGGUUGAGUUGCGCCGCCAAGCCAAGGCCGAAGGUGGAUUCUACAAGGAAGCUGAUGAAAAGGUUGUGUUCGUAGUGCGUAUCAAAGGUAUCAACAAGUUGACACCAAAACCAAGACUUAUCCUCAAGCUGUUCCGUCUACUACAGUUGCACAACGGUGUGUUCAUCAAGAUGAACAAAGCUACCAUCGAAAUGUUGAAGCUAAUUGCACCAUACGUUACCUUCGGAUACCCAACACUCGCAACCAUCCGCAAGUUGCUAUACAAAAGGGGAUACGCAAAGGUAGGAAGACGUGGAGCAUGGAGCAGGGUACGCAUCAGCGAUGACCAAAUUAUUGACGACAACCUUGGUAAACAUGGAAUCCACGGAAUGGAGGACAUCGUCCACCAAAUCUACACGUGCGGACCCAAAUUCAAGGAAGUCACCAACUUCCUGUGGCCAUUCAAACUCAACCCGCCAAGAAAAGGAUUCGUAGCCAAGAGACACGGCUUCACAGAAGCCAGAGGUGGUGACGCCGGAAACCGUGAACACCUCAUCAACGAGUUACUACUCAGAAUGAUUUAAUCGGACUAUUCUGUGGUCAAUAUCU
Messenger RNA from Babesia bovis T2Bo, 913 nucleotides. RefSeq names its product putative 60S ribosomal protein L7. Gene Ontology annotation, molecular function: structural constituent of ribosome; RNA binding. NCBI's taxonomy places the organism in Eukaryota, Apicomplexa, Aconoidasida, Piroplasmida, Babesiidae. The transcript is spliced from 2 exons. Bases 109 to 888 code for a protein of 259 amino acids. Gene Ontology annotation, cellular component: cytosolic large ribosomal subunit. Gene Ontology annotation, biological process: maturation of LSU-rRNA from tricistronic rRNA transcript (SSU-rRNA, 5.8S rRNA, LSU-rRNA). The record is from RefSeq and is a predicted model, not a curated record.